This is a messenger RNA of Aquila chrysaetos chrysaetos, 770 nucleotides long. It is a transcript of the gene ATP5IF1, whose product is annotated as ATP synthase inhibitory factor subunit 1. The record is from RefSeq and is a predicted model, not a curated record. Gene Ontology annotation, molecular function: ATPase inhibitor activity. The transcript has 3 exons. The coding region runs from base 276 to 626 and encodes 116 amino acids. Gene Ontology annotation, cellular component: mitochondrion. Gene Ontology annotation, biological process: negative regulation of ATP-dependent activity. Lineage: Eukaryota; Metazoa; Chordata; Aves; Accipitriformes; Accipitridae.
UGGCGUACCGCGGCCGGACCCCGGGGGCGCGUCCUGAGGGGACGGAACGGCCCGGCCCUCCGCCCCGCCCGGGGGAGCUCCCGCGGGGCAGGGAAGGGCAGCCCGGCCGCGGGGAGCGGAGGGGGCGGGGGGCCGCGGGCCCGGGGCCAUACGGGCCCCCAGCUUCCCGCGCUGCCGGGGGAAAGGCGUGUGUGGGGAAGCGAAGGCCGCGCAUGCGCGGGCCGUGACGCGAGGGGUGGGUCUCGUCCGCCCGGCGCUCCAAGGGCAGGCGGGCGAUGGCGGCCGUGGCGGUGGCGGCGGCGCGGGGCGGCCUGCGCGGGGCCCUGGUGGCGCAGCAGCAGCGCUGGAGCUCGGGCUCGGGCGCCGACCAGCUGGGCGAGCUGGGCAAAGGCGCCGGGAAGGGCGGCGGCGGCGGCGGCGCUAUCCGCGAGGCGGGGGGCGCCUUCGGGAAGAAGCAGGCGGCCGAGGAGGAGCGGUACUUCAGGGAGAAGGAGAGGGAGCAGCUCGCUGCCCUAAGGAAACACCACGAGGAAGAGAUUCAUCACCACCAGAAAGAGAUAGAGCGGCUGCAGAAAGAAAUUGAGCGCCAUAAGUAUAAGAUCAAGAAGCUUAAAGACGAUGACUAAGCAGAUGCUGUUCUUGAAUGUGCAUGGCCGAUAUGAUUGUGGUGUAAAACAGCAUUGAAGACUGUAUGCUUUGGCCAACAUAAUCCAAAUUCGUCCAAUUAUACUGUGGUCUGCAACAACAUCAAAUAAACUACUUGGUCUCUC